Molecule: messenger RNA, 4278 nt
Organism: Zingiber officinale
Lineage: Eukaryota; Viridiplantae; Streptophyta; Magnoliopsida; Zingiberales; Zingiberaceae
Product: zinc finger protein BRUTUS-like
Exons: 14
Coding region: 170-4015 (1281 amino acids)
Biological process (GO): protein ubiquitination; ubiquitin-dependent protein catabolic process
Cellular component (GO): nucleus
Molecular function (GO): ubiquitin protein ligase activity; zinc ion binding
Source: RefSeq, a predicted model, not a curated record
UCGGUCGCCAAUUCCUCGUUGAAACGCGAAUGAUACAUUUCUAAUUUCCAUAAAGAUAAAAUUGGGAGGAGGGUGGAGGAGGGUGCGGCUCGAAGUUCGUGGACGUGGUGGUGGCUGCUGGUCUGGAAGAAGGGAUCGAAACCCUAGGUCGAAUUGAGGGAAGUGGCCCAUGGCGACGCCAUUGGCGGGGGACGGAGUCCUCGCCCUGAUUCCGCAGGAAGUUGUCAACUCAAUCGAUCCAGUGCAGUCUUCUCCUGCGCCGGCUGUUGCAACGGCGACGUUCGGCGGCUUGCCCGAGAGAUCCCCGAUUUUGAUCUUUGUUUAUUUCCAGAAGGCCAUCCGGUCGGAGCUCGAUCGCCUCCACCGCGGCGCCGUCUCCCUUGCAACCGAUGGAAGCGGCGAUGUUCAUUCCCUGGCGGAGCGAUGUGUAUUCCUCUAUGAUAUAUACCAGCACCACUGCAAUGCUGAGGACGCGGUUAUCUUUCCAGCUCUGGACAUACGGGUCAAGAAUGUGGCUAGAACAUAUUCUAUUGAACAUAAAGGGGAAAGCCAUCUUUUCUAUGAUGUGUUUGUUUUGUUAGUUUCACAUGUGAAAAAUGAGGAUCAUAUUCGGAGAGAACUUGCUCUUCGCAUUGAAUCUACAAAAAUUUCAUUCGGUCAGCAUAUGCCCAAGGAAGAGAAGCAAGUAUUUGUUUCAGAGGAUCAUUUCCGAAGAGAACUAGCUUCUUGCACUGGAGUCAUAAAAACAUCACUCAGUCAACACAUGUCUAAGGAAGAAGAGCAGGUCUUCCCCUUGCUUAUGGAAAAGUAUUCAUUUGAAGAGCAGGCUGAUUUGGUUUGGGAGUUUUUAUGUACCAUCCCUGUGAAUAUGAUGACAAAGUUUUUUCCUUGGCUUUCAUCAUGUAUUUCAUCGGAUGAACAUCAGCAUGUGCUCAACUAUUUGAAGAACAUAAUACCCAAGGAAAAGAUUCUGAAACAGGUAAUAUUCACUUGGAUAGAAGACAGAAGCAUGACCAACAAGGGUGAAAUGUGUGUUGAUGAUUUUCAUUCACAUAGUUCUCUAUCUGGCUGGUCUGAUGAUUAUACUGAGAGGCAUGUCUAUCCAUCUAUUCUUUCUAAGUCUGGGAAGAGAAAACAUAAUGAUUCAGAUGGUCAAGGCCCAGAUCAUCUUGAGUUGUAUCCAAUAGAUGAAAUAUUGAAUUGGCAUAAUGCUAUUAAGGAGGAAUUACAUGAUAUUGCAGAAGAUGCAAGAAAAAUCCAAAAUUCUGGCUAUUUCUCAGACUUGUCUGCCUUCAACAGAAGGCUUCAAUUUAUUGCUGAUGUAUGCAUCUUUCACAGUUAUGCGGAGGAUCAAGUGAUAUUUCCGGCAGUACUAGAUAGAAUGGAGCCCCUUCUUCAAGAGCAUGCCAAUGAAAAACUUCAGUUUAACAAGUUCAGGUGCUUAAUUGAAGAAGUUCAGAGUGCAGGGGCUAUUUCUUCUUCUGUAGAAUUCUAUUCAGAGUUGUGCUCACAUGCUGAUCAAAUAAUGGAUACCAUACAGAAACAUUUUCAUAACGAGGAAGCUGAGGUUCUUCCUUUAGUCAGGAUGCAUUUUCCUCCUGAAAAACAGCGAAAUCUCUUGUUUAGAAGUUUGUGUGUUAUGCCCUUGAAAUUACUUGAACAUGUUUUGCCGUGGUUUGUCGCAAAGUUAAGUGAUAAUGAUGCAAGUACCUUUCUGCAGAAUAUGCACCUGGCAGCCUCGUCUUCUGAAACUGCACUGGUAACACUUUUCUCUGGUUGGGCAUGCAAAGGUAGGAAUGAGGAUAUUAAUAAUGCUGGAAAGUUUGUAUGCUUCUCUUCCAAGGCAAUAAGCUGCUUCUCGUUAGAUGAUACUGCUGAUACACCGGAAGAUUGCGGAGACAAAUGUGCAUGUGCUUGUCUACUUGGAUGUAAGAAAGAUGUAACAUCCACUGAGAACAAUGCUAGACCUGUUAAACGUGGCAACUUUUCAGACGUGUGUGGGAAUUCCAAUGAUGGCAAUCCUUCAGAAAGUAAUGGCAUCGAAAGCGCGCUGUGUAAUAAAAAAUCCUGCUGUGUUCCAGGGUUAGGAGUCUCUAACAGUAACAUCGGAUUAAGCACACUUGAUGCAUCAAAGUCUUUAUUGAUCUCGUCUUACAAUUCUCAUGCUCCUUCCAUUAAAUCCAGUCUGUUUAUUCCAGAUAUGGAAUUGAACUCAUGCAGCAAAGAGAACACAUUGAGGCCAAUUGACAACAUAUUUCAAUUUCAUAAAGCAAUUUGUAAAGAUGUGAAAUAUUUGGAUGAUGAAUCUGGAAAUCUUAUACCAUAUGACGAAGCCGUUCUUCGACAGUUCAUUGGUAGAUUUCGCUUAUUAUGGGGUUUAUAUAGAGCACAUAGUAAUGCUGAAGAUGAUAUUGUCUUCCCUGCUUUAGAGUCAAGAGAAACUCUUCAUAAUGUAAGCCAUUCAUACACUCUGGAUCACAAACAGGAGGAGAAGCUAUUCAACGAUAUUUCCGAAUUACUUUCAGAACUUUCACAACAUCAUGAUGCCUUGGGAACAAUCAAUUGUAAAGAUACUGCAAAUGGAAGUGAAUCUGGCUCUUCUCAUCAGGUAAUUGAUUGCACAAGAAAGCAUAAUGAACUUGUCACUAAACUUCAAGGAAUGUGCAAAUCUCUUCGAGUUACUCUAGAUAAUCAUGUCUUUAGAGAAGAACUUGAGUUAUGGCCAUUGUUUGACAAGCAUUUUUCAGUGGAAGAGCAAGAUAAGAUUGUUGGUCGAAUUAUUGGAACAACGGGAGCAGAGGUCCUCCAAUCAAUGUUACCUUGGGUAACUUCUGCUCUGAGUCAAGAGGAACAGAAUAAAAUGAUGAAUACAUGGAAGAAGGCAACCAAGAAUACAAUGUUUAAUGAGUGGCUAGAUGAGUGGUGGAAGGAUACUUCCUCUUCAGCAACAUCUGCAACAGAAUGUUCUAGUCUUUCAAAAGCUACUGAGUGCCAAGAAGGUCUUGAGCAAAAUGAUCAAAUGUUCAAGCCUGGUUGGAAGGAUAUAUUUAGGAUGAAUCAGAGUGAGCUUGAAUCAGAGAUAAGGAAGGUUUCGAGAGAUCCAACACUUGAUCCAAGAAGAAAGGCAUAUCUUAUGCAAAACUUGAUGACAAGUCGGUGGAUAGCUGCUCAGCAAAAAUUACCACAAGCCAGAACUGAGGAGGCUUCAGAUGAGGAAAGUAUACCUGGGUGCUCUCCAUCCUUUCGUGAUCCAGAGAAGCAAAUACUUGGUUGUGAGCACUACAAGAGGAACUGCAAACUCGUUGCUGCAUGCUGUAACAGGUUAUUCACCUGCAGAUUUUGCCAUGACAAAGUUAGUGAUCAUUCCAUGGACAGAAAAGCAACGAGUGAAAUGAUGUGUAUGCGUUGUCUGAAGGUUCAACCUAUAGGCCCAACUUGCAAAACACCUUCCUGCAGUGGAUUCUCAAUGGCGAAGUACUUUUGCAGUAUUUGCAAAUUUUUUGAUGAUGAAAGGAGUGUGUACCAUUGUCCAUUUUGCAACUUGUGUCGUGUUGGAAAGGGACUUGGCACGGAUUUCUUUCAUUGUAUGACAUGCAAUUGCUGCUUAGGAAUGAAAUUGAAGGAACACAAGUGCCGGGAAAGAGGUUUAGAAACAAAUUGUCCUAUUUGUUGUGACUUUUUAUUCACAUCAAGUGCAGCUGUAAGAGCUCUACCUUGUGGACAUUUCAUGCAUUCAGCAUGCUUCCAGGCUUACACAUGCAGUCACUAUACCUGUCCAGUUUGCAGCAAAUCCUUGGGAGACAUGGCUGUAUACUUUGGCAUGCUGGACGCUUUGUUGGCCGCUGAAGAACUUCCUGAAGAAUACCGAGACCGAUGCCAGGAUAUAUUAUGUAAUGAUUGCGGCAAAAAGGGCACAUCCCCCUUCCACUGGCUUUAUCACAAAUGUGGUUUUUGUGGGUCUUACAAUACUCGGGUGAUCAAGACUGACAUGUCAGAUUGUCCUACCUCGCACUAGGGGAAGAAUCUUUGUUUCGUUCCCUUUUUCAUAUUUUCCCCCCAGGAGUGUAAAUAUACUCUUAGCAGUAAAUCACAUUUGUGCUGUAGCACUCAUCUCAUAGUCCAUAGCCUAUCAAUUUGUUUUUUUUUUUGUUUUCUUCAGAAAUGCACAAAAAGUGCAAAUACUGAUUCAAAAUGAUUGUUUUUCCAACUUGUAGUGUGGUCUCUGUAUCAUGUCGCCCUCUUUAAGUAUCGCAACGUGGAUGCAGAUUUUAAGUGCAA